AAAUUUGUUUGCUCCUGAAGCUCGUCAGUUGCGAGUUGCUGUUACUUCACUUAUGGAGAACAUGAUAUUACUUAUUGAAACAAUGGAGCAAUUUGGACCACCAAGAAGUCAAGAGUAUAGCCAUUAUUAGAAGUUGUAUAUUACGUACUUUUUAAGUGGAUGAAUUUGAAGAUUGUUGUAAUAAUUUUGUGUGAACUUCUACAGACUUCACAAUGCCAGAACAUACGCCUGCUCCCACUCCAAGCCGAGCUGUUUAUGGAUUUGUUUUGUAUCUGUGCUGUUACUCAGCCUUUGCACUCUAUUUUGUAUGGGCUGUAAUCCCUGAUAGCUUCUUGCAUUCUGUGGGACUUGUGUACUGGCCACAGAAAUAUUGGGCCGUUGCUAUACCAAUCCAUGUUGGUCUGGCUGUAGCUGUGUUUGGUGCAUUAAUCUACCCAGCCGUCAAUCUGACCAUGACUCCACCACUUAGUGACCUUCGCACAAUAACAGAUCCGCAUGCUCUUAGUCUACAGAAUAAGAUGUUGCCUGAAGGGGGGAUACCUCCUGUCUCAGACAUACCAAUAUCACAAGUGUGCCGGCAUCUGUAUUUGGAUUCAAAAUAGAAAGAUUACAACUUCACAAAUCCAGAAGAUACACCUGUUACCACUCCGAGCCAAACUAUACAGUUUUGGCUCAUGUCUGUGCUUGAUAUUCUGUAUAUCUCUGAUAAUUUCUUGCAUUCCAUGGGACUUAUAUACUGGCCACAGAAAUACUGGGCCAUUGCUGUACCAAUCUAUUAGUUUGCUUGUUCAGAAUGUGACAUUGUGUCCUGGACAUGGUAGUCUUCCCCAUUGUUGUAUGAACAAAAACAUGUACUAAAUGGUAUGUUAUGUGUUGAUUGUAGUCAGUUGUGAUAUAUUCUUGCUUGUAGUUGCCAGUGUUUUAGAAGAAUAUACAAUUUACAUCUUCAGGUCAACUUAA
Messenger RNA from Zootermopsis nevadensis, 960 nucleotides. RefSeq names its product phosphatidylinositol glycan anchor biosynthesis class P (gene PIG-P). The record is from RefSeq and is a predicted model, not a curated record. Gene Ontology annotation, molecular function: phosphatidylinositol N-acetylglucosaminyltransferase activity. Gene Ontology annotation, biological process: GPI anchor biosynthetic process. NCBI's taxonomy places the organism in Eukaryota, Metazoa, Arthropoda, Insecta, Blattodea, Termopsidae. Gene Ontology annotation, cellular component: endoplasmic reticulum.